AUGAUUUUGCCAAUCAAAUAUGAUGAGUAUAAAGAAUUUGAUGUAAAUCGUUAAUUGUAGGAUCAAGCAAGAGAUUUCAGAAUGGUUUAAUAGGAGCUUCUUAAAUAACAACUCUUUGAUCAACAAUUAGAAAUGGAGAAAAGGAAAAGAUCUCUAACUACACAAAAAUAAAGAGAGGAACAAUUAUACUUAGAGAAUCUCAAAAAAGAAAAAGAAAUGCAAUACCUUAUGGAAGGAUAAAAUAAAUAGUACAUCAAAAACGAUUUAUCAAAAUGGUAUGAAAAUUCACUAACUAAUUAAAGAAUUGUCCAACAAUAGCUAGUAAUCUUAUCUAUAUUGAUAGAGACAAGAAUAAUAAUCUAUUGAAUAACAAAUUGUUGACACUGCAAAGUUAGGUUAAACUAUGGCUAAAUUCUAUGAAUAAUAAAAAAAGGAUUAUUAUAAAUAAGUCUCCGAUUAGUAAUAUGGUUAAUUCUAAAUCAAGAAGCUUAAUGAAUAAAAUUAUAAAAAGUUUGACCAAGCAGUAUAUAAGGAAUAAGUUCAUUAGGAAAAUAAUAAAAUAUAAAGGAAGUUAGAUAAUUACAAAUAAGUACAUAAUUAAUGAUAUUAUUAAAGUAUUAUCAGAAUGUUUAAAAUAGAUAGUAAUAAUUAUAAGCAAUGUAUUUGUAGAAUUACAGAGACCCAAAAGAAGGAUUAGAUGAUAUAAUAAAAAAGAACGUUUAACAGAAAUAAGAGAAAGAUGAGAAGCAAUUCAGAUAUUAGAAAGAGUUGGAAGAUAUAUCAAAAGAGAAGUAUAGUUCGAUUCUAUCAAUAUAACUGCAAGAACAAUAAUAAAAACGAAAAUAGAAUAGAUUUGAUGCGAAAUGGAAUGGGUAUGACCAUGCUAAUUCUGUAUACUGGUACAGUUAGGAUAGAUAAAAUAAUGUAUGAUAGUUAAAAAUAAUAGAUUUCAACACCAGCAAGGAGUGUGAUAUCAGAACAAAACCAAUAAUAUAAUCCUCUUACAAAUCCAAAUCCAAAUCAGACUUAAAAUCCAUACAUACUUAGAUAAUUGGGAAUGAAUUUAAAGGAUUUGCCUACUCCAGAGUAUACUAAAAAUAAGUUAGCUUCAAUGGGAAAGUUUUGCAUAAAUUGAUAUAAAUUAAAUGCGUU
Messenger RNA from Paramecium sonneborni, 1152 nucleotides. The record is from the annotation of a GenBank genome assembly. NCBI's taxonomy places the organism in Eukaryota, Ciliophora, Oligohymenophorea, Peniculida, Parameciidae.